AUGACCUCAGUUCACACUCUAGGGGGACAUGAGCAACCUUCUCGAGAAAAUGUCAUUUUCCAUGGAGACUUAGUAUUUCAGAAUUAUACAUUUGGGCACCCUCCAACUACUGUGAGUUCUCCAGAGCCCAUAUCAGAUACCCAGAUCCGGGUGAAUGGGUCCUUCUUGAAAUCACAAUCAACAGAAAAUGUCUCCACUUAUGUUUCUCUGCUCAUCUCCAUACUGGGAACAAUUGGCGACGGACUUGUCAUCUGGUAUCUCAUCUUCCACUUCAAGAAGAGCUCUUUUACUGCCUACAUCCUUCACCUCUUGACGGCUGACUUAACUUCCCUACUUUGUAUUUCUACCAAUACUAUAGUUCACAUGGUUUAUUCCAAGAAUGACUCAACCAAACUACAAUUAGUUGACUUCAUCUUCUGCGUGCUGAUUCUGUUUGGCUACGACACCGGCCUCUACCUCCUGACAGUCAUCAGUGUGGAGAGGGGUCUUUCAGUCCUUUGCCCCAUCUGGUACCAAUGCCAACGCCCAAAGCGCCAAUCUGCUGCAGCACUCUCCGUUUCUGUGACCCAGUUAGCAGGCUUCUUCUGUCUUCAGGGCACACAUCCCAGGUUCCCCACUAGACCAUGUGCUGUGGUGGAAGUAUUUUUGCUUACCUUGAACUUCCUCGUGUUUGUCCCUCUCGUGGUGCUCUCAAGCUUGGCCCUCUUCAGCAAGGUCCUCUGUAACCUGAAGUACCGCCAGCCAGCCAAGCUUUACAUCAUCAUCAUCACCACGGUCAUUCUGUUCCUUCUCUCUGCAAGGCCUUUGAGAGUCUUGCUGAUGUUAUUUGACUUCCAGGAUGAAAACAAUGAAUUUCUAUCGAUAGUAUUUAUAUAUCUGAAUUUAUUAUCUUGUAUUAAUAGCACCAUCAACCCAACUGUCUAUUCCAUGGUUGGUCGGAUUAGGGGGCAGAGAGCCAGGAAGUCCUUGAAAGACACAAUGCAAAAGGUCUUUGAGGAUAACCCAUGUCCAUGUGGGAGAGAACAACGUGAGCACUCCAAAAUCAGUGCCCUCCUCAGGGACACUGAUAAACAAACAAGCAAACUGUACUGUCUCCUCUAUUAA
This is a messenger RNA of Phascolarctos cinereus (koala), 1104 nucleotides long. RefSeq names its product mas-related G-protein coupled receptor member H-like. Gene Ontology annotation, biological process: G protein-coupled receptor signaling pathway. Lineage: Eukaryota; Metazoa; Chordata; Mammalia; Diprotodontia; Phascolarctidae. Gene Ontology annotation, cellular component: plasma membrane. The record is from RefSeq and is a predicted model, not a curated record. Gene Ontology annotation, molecular function: angiotensin receptor activity.